GAAAAAAGUAUAUCCUUAGAAAGUAGAGAAAAAGAUAACAAGGAGCAGUUAUCAUAAUCUCAAUCCUCGAGCAGUAUGUCAAAGUCACGAAUUGAGCAGGACUUGGUAGCUCAGUCUUGCAGGUAUUGUGUUGGGUUGUGUUUUCUUGGGUUUGUGGGUACUCUGCACUACUUGUUUUGUGGUGCUCUAGAGGAGGAGAAUGAGGAUGGCAAAUUGUGUGUGGGGGAAGAACGGCUUAAAUGGAUUGUAUGGGAAUGGGUGGCAAUGGCAGCAAUUGCGUUUGUGGGUGUUAUGGUUGAUGGGGUGUUUUGCAAGAUCCCGAAGACAUGUUUUUGUGAGCACGAUAUGAACACUUUCAUACACUUGGAUUGCAUAUCAUCACUCCAGAGACGAGUUCUGCUUGUAGAGGACACAAAAAUCAAUCGAAUAAUUUUGCGGAGAGUUCUUGAGAAUCUUAAUCUUCACUGUGAAGAAGCAGAAAAUGGAAAGAUUGCAGUGGAUUACAUCAAACAAGGAAGGACAUAUGAUCUUGUAUUGAUGGACAAAGAAAUGCCCGUCAUGGAUGGACAUGAGGCAACAAGACAACUAAGAACAAUGGGGGUUAAGACGCCCAUUGUUGCGUUGAGUGCAAAUAGUCUGCAAUCUGAUAAGGACCUUUUCUUUGAAGCUGGUGUGGAUGACUUUCAAGCUAAGCCUCUUUCCCGAGACAAACUUGUGGAGUUGUUAGCUCGGUAUGGGCUUCAGAGUUCAUGUACUGAGAAAUAGAAUAAAGUGGGCUGAAUAAUGAAAAGCUAAACAGUUUCAUUGUACCAUAACAGGGAUGUUGUUUCUUUACAGAUAAGCAAAAGUGAGAAGAGCAUGUGCAAAGGAGUCAGACAUUUCAGCUUUCUAGUGAAGCAAUUCCUUCAGCUUCUGAGACAUAUUUUAUGCAGUGUGUUACAUUGGCCUCAUAAAGUUGUUAUAUUAUUGUAUAUAUAUUAUAUAUUCAACGGAAGGUAAAAUAAUCUCUAAAAA
Messenger RNA from Cryptomeria japonica (Japanese cedar), 1014 nucleotides. RefSeq names its product two-component response regulator ORR41. NCBI's taxonomy places the organism in Eukaryota, Viridiplantae, Streptophyta, Pinopsida, Cupressales, Cupressaceae. The coding region runs from base 76 to 765 and encodes 229 amino acids. The transcript is spliced from 4 exons. Gene Ontology annotation, biological process: phosphorelay signal transduction system. The record is from RefSeq and is a predicted model, not a curated record.